AUGGGCAUGGAGCAGGUUGAGCUUAGUCAUGAGGAGGUAUGGGAUGACACUGCGCUCAUAGACUCGUGGAACGAGGCUUUGGCAGAGUAUAAGAAAUAUCACAGUGUACACGCAAAGGGAGGAAGCAUUAGAGACCUAGAAUCCAAAAUCUCCCAGCGCGCUCCAGAAUCCGAACCAAACAAACAAGCCAAUAGUCCCGAACCUGUCUCUUCUACCGGCAACGAAGAUCCGGACGCCAUUAUCUCAAAUUCCGACCAAGCCCAGUCAUCACAAAAAGGUGCAACGGCAGCUGCCUCGGCUGCGCCGCCGCCGCAAGCUCUCCUUGGCUCAUGCUGCUCAUGUCGUGGUAUUACGCAGGGUAUUACACCGGGCUCUUUGAAGGGCAACAGCAUGGCCAACAAGGGGAGCAAAAACCACAGUCUUGACAAGUAA
This is a messenger RNA of Metarhizium robertsii ARSEF 23, 432 nucleotides long. RefSeq lists its product as uncharacterized. The record is from RefSeq and is a predicted model, not a curated record. The transcript is spliced from 5 exons. Lineage: Eukaryota; Fungi; Ascomycota; Sordariomycetes; Hypocreales; Clavicipitaceae. Bases 1 to 432 code for a protein of 143 amino acids.